ACUUUGCGUGAGGUGAGUGCAACAUACUGAUCGACCAGCCAGAUCCCAAUCUCGUCGUGCACUCGAACCGCCUCCUCUGCCGACCCAGACGCCAUCCAUCUCCACGACCGCCGCCACCACCGCCACCUGCUGCUGCUUCACUCCAUCCCGCUGUCCCCACCCCCACCGCCUCCGCUACAGCUCACCGAUGACCACCCCGUCCGCGCCGCCGCCCUGCCCACACCUCGCCGCGUACCGCCUCUCGUCGCGCCCGCUCCGCUUCCUCCGCCGCUGCCUCCGCGUCCGCCCGCUCGGCCGCCCCGAGAUCCGCCGCGAUCCGCGCGAGCUCCCGCGCUGCUCGCCCUGCGCCGCCGCAUCCCCGCCCUCCCCCUCCCGACUCUACGCCUGCCUCUCCUGCGCCGCCGUCUUCUGCCCCUCCCACGCCGCCUCCCACGCCGCCGCCUCCGCCCCCGGCCACCAGAUCGCCGUCGACGUCGACCGCGCCGAACUCUUCUGCGCCGCCUGCGGCGACCAGGUCUACGAUCCCGAUUUCGACCAUGCCGUCUUCCUCGCCCAAUCCUCCUCGCUCCUCUCCUCCACCGCCGCCGCCUCCCCAUCCCCGGCCCCCCGCAAGCGCCGGCGCGUGGACUACCGCGCCUGGGCCCCGGAUCCGACCGAAUUCGCGCUCAUGAGCUCCGCCGACCCCACCACCUCCGCGUCCGCCGCCGCGCCGGCGGGGCUGCGCGGGCUCAACAACCUCGGCAACACCUGCUUCAUGAACUCCGUGCUCCAGGCGCUCCUACACGCGCCGCCGCUCCGCAACUACUUCCUUGGUGAUCGGCAUAACCGAUUCCUCUGCCCGCGCCGCACGCCCGUCAGACACCGGGCCACGGAGGCCGACGCCGCCAAGGUCGCGUGCCUUGCGUGCGAUCUCGACGAGAUCUACUCCGCUGCCUUCUCCGGAGAGCGCAUGCCCUACAGCCCCGCCAAGUUGCUAUAUAGUUGGUGGCAGCAUGCAUCGAACCUUGCAAGCUACGAGCAACAGGAUGCACAUGAAUUUUUUAUCUCCAUCCUUGACCAUAUCCACGAAAAUAUAAAGGAUGUUCAACACAAGUCACAUGCUCAAGGCCAUGGGGACUGUUGCAUUGCCCACAGAGUGUUUUCUGGUAUCCUGAGGUCAGAUGUCACCUGCACAAGCUGUGGAUUCACAUCCACAACUUUCGAACCCUGUAUGGACGUCUCCUUAGACUUGGAUGCUGGACAUAACAACUCUCUUCGUGUUGCAAACACAAAGCCGCAUGUUCGCAACGGGGAACGGAGCUUGGCUGGUGUGAAUUCCAAGGUAACAACACUCAUGAGAUGUUUGGAGCGGUUUACAAGGGCUGAGAGGCUUGAUGCUGAGCAGAAGUUCUUCUGUGAACGUUGCAAUGAGAGGCAAGAGUCCCUGAAGCAAAUGUCCAUUCGGAGGCUUCCAUUAGUUUCCUGCUUCCAUAUUAAGAGAUUUGAGCAUUCGUCAGUCAAAAAGAUGUCAAGGAAGGUUGACCACUGUAUUCAGUUUCCCUUUUCCCUUGACAUGGCACCUUACCUGUCAUCUUCUAUUCUCAGAAGUAGGUAUGGUAACCGCAUAUUUCCAUCAGAGGCUAGUGAUGCAGAUGCAGUUUCAGAAUUGUCAUCAGAAUUUGAAAUAUUUGCGGUGAUCACGCAUAGUGGUAAACUGGAAGCUGGCCAUUAUGUGACAUAUCUCAGGUUAAACAAUCACUGGUACAGAUGUGAUGAUGCCUGGGUAACCAGAGUUGAGGAGCAUACUGUCAGAACUUCUCAGGCUUACAUGCUCUUCUAUGUGCAGAAGACGCUUUACUACAAAGCCUGUGAAAGAGCAGCUGCUGUCUGAACACAUUGAUGGCACUACUCUACACCACCAGGAAAAGUAGUAAUCGAAUCAGAUACAUAUAUAGUUCCAUCAAGAGGAAAAAUGCUUGGCAUUUUCACAGCACAGCCAUCGAGACAAAUGGUGGUCAAAGCUUUUGCAUUCUCGUUGACCUAUAGAUUCAAUCAGAGGGGGCGUUUUUGGCGAUUUUCUUUACAGCCAGCUGCCUAAAGUGAAGAUGGUCCAAUUUUGUCUUGAAUUAUCAUAUUAUCCUGAUUAAUGGAUAUCUUGUGGUGAUUUCGAUAAAACUGAAGGAACUUCAGUAUUUGAUACCAUUGGUGGUGAGGAUGCUCUAACCAAUCGUGCUGGUAUUUAACAUUGGAUUGAGCAAGGAGAGAAUUGAAAAGUUGUAGAAAUGAGACAAAAGGGAACCGGAUUUUUCAUGUGUUCCUUUCCGUAAUUGCAUGCUUGCUCUGCUGAAGGUAGAGUUUUCUUGCUGAUAUCGAUCA
Messenger RNA from Phragmites australis (common reed), 2355 nucleotides. RefSeq names its product ubiquitin C-terminal hydrolase 22-like. Bases 188 to 1870 code for a protein of 560 amino acids. NCBI's taxonomy places the organism in Eukaryota, Viridiplantae, Streptophyta, Magnoliopsida, Poales, Poaceae. Gene Ontology annotation, molecular function: zinc ion binding; cysteine-type deubiquitinase activity. Gene Ontology annotation, biological process: protein deubiquitination. The record is from RefSeq and is a predicted model, not a curated record. The transcript has 3 exons.